Messenger RNA from Insectozyma verbasci, 2304 nucleotides. The record is from the annotation of a GenBank genome assembly. Lineage: Eukaryota; Fungi; Ascomycota; Pichiomycetes; Serinales; Debaryomycetaceae.
AUGACAUCUACAUUACUUAACAAGUCAGAUUUAGAUAAGAUAUGUAUCAAAUUAGUCAAAGAGAUACUGUCAGCAUCAACUACUUUUAGUUCAUUAAUGAGUAUACAAAUUAAUUUAUUACAAUUAUUCAAGAAUCAAAUGCAAAUAUAUAAGAAAUAUAACUAUUGUGAUUAUGAAAUAUGUUAUGUUUUAUAUAUAACUUCAGUUAGAUUAUUACAAUAUACUAAAUCAUUAACGAAGUCAAAAAAUGAAGACAUGUAUAGUCAAUUUAAACAAACAUUAUCAUCAAAAUCAAAUGAUUUUAAAAUUAUAGAAUCAAAUUUAAACCUACCCCAUCAAUAUCAGGAAAGAAUCGGUCCUAAAGAACUACUAAAACUAAUGAAAUCAUCACGAGUGUUAUUAAUUGAUUACAGGACAAGAAAUUCACAUUCACAUAAUCAUAUCAAAUUUGAUAAUGUUAUAAAUUUACAACCUAAAGAUAUUGAAGCCUUGCCUAAUAAUGCAACAUGUCAAGAAAUAGAGAGACUACUAGAUGAGAAUGAACUAGCCAUAUUUAAACAAAGGGUAUAUUUCGAAUACAUUAUCGUAUAUGAUUAUAAAACUGGUAGUGGUGAUAAAUUCAACGAUAUACUAUCUAACAUAGAUCAAAUAAAUGAUAGAUUCCAACAUUUAACGACUAUUUUAAUGAACAAUUCAAAUAUUAAAUUAUAUCCUAUUAUUUUAUCUGGUGGUGUUUUAAAAUGGCAUGAUACAUUUGGUGACUCAUCAAUUGAAAGUGGAAAUAAACCGAAAAUAGAGACUAAAAAAGAGACUAAAAAAGAGACAGAGACACAACAUGAAUCUUCGAAAUAUGUGACAAGAUUCAGUGAUAUACUAAAUGGAAAUGGUGUUUCUAAAUCAAAUAGUCAACCAAAAUUAGUUGAAUCAAAUUAUAUAAAACCAGUAGUACAAGGAAUUACACCAUAUGAUCCAACAGCAAAUAAACCAUCACCAAAACCAAUAGAGAAACAAUUAACACCUCCAAUUUCAAAACCACCACUCAAACCAAUUGAAAAAUUAACAACUUCAUCAAAAUCACCUAGUCCCAUUACUUCACAAACUACAAUCUCAUCAAAAAAGUCAAAUUUAUUAGGUGGUUUCACUACUGGAUUGACUAAUCUAGGUAACUCAUGUUAUAUGAAUAGUGUAAUACAAUGUUUAGCUGCAUCACCACAAUUGACAUCAUUUUUCUUCCCUACUGUUACUGAAUCAUUUAGUAAUCAUAACUAUAAACAACACAUAAAUCCAAAUAAUAAAUUGGGAUCGAAGGGGAAAUUGACAACAAGUUUUGUUGAACUACUACUCAACAUGUUCAAUAACAAUGGGUCUAGUUUCAGUCCAUCUAAAUUUAAGAGAAUCAUGGGUGGAUUAUCACCAAAUAAACAAUUUAUCACAUAUGAUCAACAAGAUUGUGUUGAGUUUUUAAAUUUCUUGUUAGAUUCAUUGCAUGAAGAUUUAAAUCAAGUUAAUUUAACACCUGAGGAAAAGAAAAUGAUAACUGAAUUAACUCCAGAACAAGAAAAGGGAAGAGAAAUUUUACCAAUCAGAUUAGCUUCCACAAUAGAAUGGGAAAGAUACUUAAAGCUCAAUUUUUCAAUCAUGGUGGAUUAUUUUCAAGGUCAGCUUUUAUCUCAACUCAAGUGUCUAAAUUGCAAAUUCACCUCAACUACAUAUAAUUCAUUCUCAAUAUUAUCACUCCCCAUACCUGAAAAAUUAAAUAGAAAUAAAGAAGUAUCAUUAUAUGAUUGUAUUGAUGAAUUUGUUUCUACGGAGUUGCUAGAUGAUGAUAAUAAAUGGUAUUGUCCAAAUUGUAAACGAUUCACAAAACUGACUAAAAAAAUAGCAAUAACAAGGUUGCCACAAGUCCUUAUAAUCAACUUCAAAAGGUUUAAGAUGAAUAGGAAUGGAAAUUUUAAUAAAUUGGAGCUGUUUGUGACUUACCCUGUUGAGAGCGAAUUAGAUUUGACUAAGUACUGGCCUGAUUUGGGGACUUAUAUUAAUGGAAAUCGACUCAUGAGUGAUCAUGAAGAAUCGAGUAAGUUGAAUCAUUUUCCUAAUAGGAAUCAAUCCCCUCCUUUUAAAUAUAGAUUAUUUGGUGUUGCUAAUCAUUUUGGAAAUUUGACUACUGGGCAUUAUACUUCUUAUGUUUAUAAACAGAGUAAAUCUCAAUGGUGUUAUUUUGAUGAUUCAAAGAUUACGUACAAUGUUUCAUCUAGUAAGAUAUUGAAUAAGAAUGCAUAUUGUUUAUUCUUUCAAAGAAUAUAG